Molecule: messenger RNA, 1440 nt
Organism: Phialemonium atrogriseum
Lineage: Eukaryota; Fungi; Ascomycota; Sordariomycetes; Cephalothecales; Cephalothecaceae
Product: Homogentisate 1,2-dioxygenase
Exons: 2
Coding region: 115-1440 (441 amino acids)
Biological process (GO): L-phenylalanine catabolic process
Cellular component (GO): cytoplasm
Molecular function (GO): homogentisate 1,2-dioxygenase activity
Source: RefSeq, a predicted model, not a curated record
GAUAGCUGCAAUUUCUUCUCUAUCUUAUCAGAUCAUCGUGAUACAAUAGCACCGCUACCGCCGUGACGAGCGCAUCUACCACUCCCCAGGGCAUCUGACACCACUGUGCUGAUCAUGCCGGUCACUAACUUCUCAACGCCGGAGAAGUACCGGUACCUCAAUGGUUUUCAGUCUUACCACGAGAGUGAAGCCAUUCCCAGCACUCUCCCCAUUGGCGCGAACUCACCCCAGAGACCCAACCACGGCCUCUACGCCGAGAAACUAUCGGGCACUUCGUUUGUCGCACCACGCAGCGAGAAUCUCCAGACCUGGCUCUACCGCAUUCUCCCAUCUGCCGCCCACCUCCCUUUUGAACAAUACCAAGAAUAUGAGGUCCCAACAAACAUCCACCAGAUCCCGGUGCAGCUGCGAUGGGACCCUUUCGACCUUGAUGAUAAAGCCGACUGGGUGCAUUCCUUGAAACAGCUCGGCGGUGUUGGGAGCCCUGCGACCAAGUCGGGCCUUGGGAUCUUCAUCUUUGCGGCUGGCACCUCCAUGCCACAGCGACAUGCUUUCUAUUCAGCCGACGGAGACUUUCUCAUUGUUCCCCAGCAGGGCGUCCUCGAUAUCCAGACCGAAUUCGGCCGCAUCCUAGCACGCCCUAACGAGAUUGUCGUCAUCCCAAGAGGGAUCAAGUACCGGGUUGACCUCCCUGCUGGCCAAGUGCGAGGGUAUAUCUUGGAGAUCUAUGACGGUCACUUCAAGCUCCCCGAGCUCGGCCCCAUCGGCUCCAAUGGCCUGGCGAAUGCGCGGGACUUCCAAGCGCCGGUCGCCGCCUUUGAUGACACCGAAGAUGGCUCCUCGAGCUGGACCAUAUUCACGAAGUACAACAAUGCCAUGUUCACAGCGGCACAAGACCACACACCCUUCGACGUCGUCGGCUGGCAUGGCCUCUAUUACCCCUACAAGUACGAUCUGGGCCGCUUCAACGCCAUCGGUAGCACCAGCUUUGACCACCCCGACCCGAGCAUCUACACGGUGCUGUGUGCACCCACCGCCGACUUUGUCAUAUUUCCGCCUCGCUGGCUUGUCCAGGAGGACACCUUCCGGCCCCCCUGGUACCACCGCAACACCAUGUCCGAGUUCAUGGGCCUCAUCAUGGGCGAGUACGAUGCCAAGUCCGGUGGAGGGUUCCAGGCCGCUGGGGCCAGCCUCCACAACGUCAUGAGCGCCCAUGGACCCGACGCCGAGACGCACGCCAUGGCCAGCGCGGCGGACUUGAAGCCUGUCAAAGUUGGUGAGGGGAGCAUGGCGUUCAUGUUUGAGAGCCCGCUCAUGAUUGGCGUGACGGACUGGGGCCUGGAAAAGUGUCGGAAGGUACAGCGGCAGUACAAUGCCGAUUCUUGGGUUCCCCUGAAGAGGCACUUCAAACGGCCGACAGAUGCUACUGGGGAAAAAUAA